Molecule: messenger RNA, 4818 nt
Organism: Hemicordylus capensis (graceful crag lizard)
Lineage: Eukaryota; Metazoa; Chordata; Lepidosauria; Squamata; Cordylidae
Gene: ANKRD42
Product: ankyrin repeat domain 42
Exons: 12
Coding region: 132-1670 (512 amino acids)
Molecular function (GO): protein binding
Source: RefSeq, a predicted model, not a curated record
GAAGUGUACCCAGUCGCCAUGGCAACCCUCCUGCAGCUGAGCAGCCACAAAGGAGCCAGAAGCUGCAGAGCAGAAAGAGGUGCAGGCCUGGGAGGAGGACCUAGAAAGCAGCUCCCCUCUGGUCCAGAGCCAUGCCGGCUACGGCUGCCUCAGCUGAAGUUCCAAAGAAGCGAAGAUCCAAGAACAUUCAUGAGGCUGUGAAAAGUGGGAAUGUGGAACAGCUUGCAGAGUGGGUGAAUUCUGGAGUCAGCAUCAACGCGGUGGAUCCCAUCUACAAACUGACACCCUUGCAUUGGGCAGCACAUUCUGGGAGUCUGGAGUGCCUUCAGUGGCUGCUCUGGCAUGGAGCUGAUAGGACAGACGUGACGAUGAGAGGCUGGACCGUGGCUCACCUUGCUGCUAUCAGAGGUCAGGAUGCAUGCAUGCAGGCUCUCCUUGUUGAUGGUGUGAACCUAGGAGCUCAGGACGAUCGAGGGUGUACCCCGGCACAUCUAGCGGCAGCUCACGGACAGUCAUACACUCUGCAAACUAUACUCCGGAGUGGGGCGGAUGUGAAUGUUUCUGAUCAGUAUGACUGGAAGCCCAUUCACAAUGCUGCCUUCCAUGGCCGCCUAGGUUGUCUGCAACUUCUUGUUCGAUGGGGAGCUACUUUAGACGAUGUGGAUAACAAUGGAAAUCUUCCAGUUCAUCUGGCGGCCGUGGAGGGCCAUUUGCAUGCUUUUAAGUUCUUGUUGAGCAAGAUGCCUUCUUUGAGCCAUACCUUGAAAGCCACGAACGACCACGGGGAGACCUCAAGGGACCUGGCGCAGAGGUUCUACAAGACCAAUAUUGUGGAGUAUAUUGAUCUUCUGCAGAAAGAGAGAGCUCAGCUGAAAAAGGAGACAGGGCUAACAUUUCCAGGUCAUGAUGCUGCCUAUAGAGGGGAUGUGGACACCUUAAGAUCGUUACUGGAAGACAGAGUCAUCAAUAUCAACGAGCGGGAUGAUAAGGGAGCCACUCUCUUGCACAAAGCUGCCGGGCAAGGUCAUCUGCAUGUCCUAGAGUGGCUGAUCAAUAGGGAAGCAGACUGUAACAUCGCCAACGAUGCUGGAGAGACACCCAAAGACACUGCCAAGAGGUUUGCCCAGUUGGCUGCUGCUGAAUAUUUGAAAAAGAAAAUGGGAAAUGACUCUGAGGAGGAAAUUGAUGAAGAGGACGUGCGGUUCUUUGAAAGACACAGUGUGGAGGGGAGCACGGACUGCAAGGAAAGUGUGCAUGUAGACAAGCAGAGCAAAACGGAUGCUCGCGCAAGAGCCUAUCAGAAGAUCACAGAACUGAAGCAGCAGCUCGAAAUCGCCGUCAGCAACUUCAAGCUGCUUGGAGGAAUAACUAUCGAGGAGAGGCAGAAGAAAACAGAAGAGAGGCAGCUGGUCAAAACCGUUGCUGAGCUGCAGGCACAGCUGGAGUACGAGCGAUUGCGACGGGAAGAGCUGGAGGCCCAGGUGGAUGCGUAUCGGGAGGAGAUAAAGAAGCUCAAAGAGCAGCAGGAGAAGCAGGAGAAACCUCAGCUCUCCCUCUCUGCGGAGCCCUCUGUCUGUAAAGUGAACUCCGAGGCUGGCAAGGAGAAAAAGAAAGUGGUGACGAGAAAGCCCCUCUAUAGCCCUGGGGGAGUGUUCGUGAGAAGAUUCUAAGGAGGACUAAAUGGAGAGUUGUGGUCCUCCCAGGCAUCUUGCUGGAACGAUAGGAAGAUUUAAGAGGAAGGUCUUCAGCCAAAGAAUGCAGUUCCUCUGGGGAGGUUUGCAGCCUAAACCAAUUCUAAUUAACAGUGCCAUAGCCAGAAUUUCGACUGCAAUGCAUCUACUCCAGUACGCCCGAGAUACACAUCAGCUCAGGGUUUGAUAUCACCCUAAAGGUACAAGACAGCAGGCAGGUUGUCUCAGCAGCCAGAGGGAACACUCAAAUGGGUUACCAAUUAAGAUGCAUUAGCAUUUUGUUUAAAGACUCAGUUGUCAGUUUCCAUCUCAACCAAGCACCAGGGAGCAGCUUAGAAACAGAAAAAUAAUUCAAAAUGAUAUGCGGCAAUAAAACGGUUCAAUAAAAGCCAGUUGAGCUGAUUGAAUGCAAUAAAAAUGUAUCAAUCCUAUUAAAAAGCAGCAAGCAGUAAAGCUCUAGCGGUUAAGACGCAGAGCGAUGUCCUCUCCAAUGAAGGCAUACCACCAGCCUUCUCUCAGGUUAGGUUUGCACAACAUUGGCCCCUACAACUCCCAUCAUCCCAGACUAUGGGCCUCUGUGGCUGAGGAUGAUGGGAGUCGUAGCCCAACAGCAGUUGGAGUUGUGCAGCCUUGUCCCAGCUCAACAAAGGCCCGCCUUAAACAGAAAGGUCUUUGCCGUUCUUCUAAAGCAGGGGUGUCUCCUGAGAUGUUGGCCUACAACUCCCAUAAUCCUUGACUAUUGGCCUCUGUGGCUGGGGAUGAUGGGAGUUGCAGUCUGACAAUGGCUGGAGGGCCAAGGUUGGACACCCUUGUUCUAAAGGCUAGAAUUGAGCUGGCCUAACAGACCCCUCCCAAAUGGGGAGAAGACCCUCAAUUGUACCGACACACAAAAUGCCCAUUGGGAGGGGAAUCCAAAGCAGGGGUCCCUCUGCAAAUGUGAAGGUGUGUUGGGGCAUGGAUAGAGGAUGACCCCCGCCCCCUAAGAUCCCAUGUCCCUUGGGAGCACAGUCCAUUAGGAGGGGCUGGCUGCCUCGCCGGCACCUCCCACUUCCCAUGUUGUAUUGGGCCACACCAAUGUGUCCCAUGUGAACAAACAACUAGCAUGAACAAAUUUUGCAAAGAACGCAUUUGUUUCAUUCUGCGUAUAAUGAAAGGGAUGCAAUGGGAAACAAUGGUCUCAUCACAGUUUCAAACCACAAUCUGGCACAUCCAGUGAACGGCAAGUUGGAAACGUGUGAGCCAGGGGCUCAUUCCCUAUCACAGCCAAUGAGUGAGCGAAGUCCAAGACCAGAAGGAAUAUGUGGAGUGUUAUACCAUUGCCUGGGUCUGUGGUCUGUGUGGGGCUCUGGAUUUUUGGUCAGCAUACGACAAUACACAUUUCCUAGUUAAGUGCUGGAGUGUCUCAGCUGGUUCUGCUGCCCCCACCAGACCACAGCACCUCUCUUCAGUUCUGGCUUCAUCCGCAGCCGGACCCCACACCCACCCUGCCCCAGAGUAACAGCCUCCCACACCGAGAGCUUGCCAUCAGUGUCGCUGCCCUCGACAUGUGCUGUAAAUGGAUUGUGCAAGAGCAUAGGCAAAGCUUAUAACUCUUCUUAGAGUCACUGGACUACCCUAUACUAUCCCACAAUGGCCGACAUGCUCUGCAAUAAUUUGUCUGCCUUUUAGCGGAACAUGCAAGCAGUUGUGCAGAAGUGGGGUCUUGCAGAAAUGCAUGAAAUCGCACAAACAGCUGCAUGCUCAACAGCCAAUGGAAACAAUGACUGCUGAUUGUGCAGUUGCAUUUGCACAAUUUCCUAUGCGUGCACAAGAGUGCUCACGUGCAACUGCACACGUGUACCAUUGCAAGGCAGACGGAACAUGGUGCAGUAUAUCAGCCACUCAUUCCAAUACACAUGCCAACAGGAAAAGAGAAUAUAAAAAUAAAAAUAAAAAUAAAAAUGCAGUUUUCUAAUAUGGGUAGAAUUCUAGCCAAAAAGCAAUUCCAUCUAUGGACUCGGGGUGUGUGCAAGAGACCUGACCUUGAUGACCUUAAGGUGUUCCAAAAACACCACAGCAUGGUUUUAAAUCUCCCGCAGAAAAAACUUCAGGCAGAUAUAACUGUCUGUGUUCCGUUCUGGGUUCCUGCUGCUUUACAAUAACCAGACUUAGAGAGGUGUCCCAUAUUGCAUAGUGCUGAUUUCUGGUUGAAACCAUUUAUUUUUUAAUAACAAAAAGUGUUGUACAAGACACACAGCCUCACACUCAGCCAUCCCUCUUUGCCCAAAAUGCACAUCUUACGGAUUCAGAGCUCUGUUUAGACAGGGAGGAGGAUUAUGAUCACAGCAAGGUGAUCCCCACGCAGGUCAGAGCCAUGAACGACAUCACUAAAUGCUGGAUACUGCAUAGGUAUAGCAAUGGCGAGCUGGGAGAAAAUGCACUAGCAAGAACAGUGUUUUCUGUUCUCUUAAAUCCAAUCACUAUUUUGUCCAGUUUGAUUGGUACUGUAUCCAUCUGUUACUCUACUCAUUGAGCCUAUGGAGCAGUGCAUUUUCAGGAAUUGAAAAUUUUCUGUGGAAAAAAUAUGUGGAAAUUUUUUCCCCACUUUUCUUUUCAGGUGACUGGCUAACACCCAAACUAAUGUUACACAGGCCAAAACCGUUUCACAGAUGCAAUGGGAAUUCUGCCAGUUUCUCCUUCCCUCUGGAACACACUAUGCCUCUUGAAAAUAUGUCCCUGAAGGGCCCACAACCCUCAGGGACAUAAUUUCAGAAGGCAUAAUGGGCUGUAGAGUGAAGGGGAGAUUGGCAAAAAUCACCCCUCUCCCAUUGCGUGCAUGAAACAUUUUUUGGCACAUGCACUGUAAGUCUGGAUCAGUGUUGCCUGUCACAGGGAUUCCCAGAUGUUGACUACAAAUCCAGUGCAGCAUGCACAGCAAUUAUGCAUGCACAGCAAUUUGGAUGUGCAAAAAUUAGUUACAUUUUCAGAUUGGGGUGCUUUUACUCCCACCACCCCCUCAAAACUUGAACCAUAUAAGGAAGUAUAUGCCUUUGAGUUGUGGUGCCUUAAAAAAUGUACAGGUAUUCUAAUAAAACUUAAAUGUCCAAGUAAAGCUCUAAAUUUAUUCAAAUAAAAAAUGCAAACCAUA